AUGACGGGAGAUAUUGGCGAGAAGGGGAGUUGCACUACGUGUGCUUACACUGAGGUAGAUUUUAGCAACUAUUGGACGGCUGUGAUGUACUUCAGGCAUGAGAACGGGAGCUACAAGAGGGUACCGCAGUAUCCAAAUGCACAAUUGGGGUACGAGGGGCAGAACGCGACGGAUAUCAAGGGCGGGAUGACGAUCUACUAUACGCAGAAGGACUUUGAUACGAAUGGGGAUCAGUACAUCACUGCUUUUCAACCCGGCUUCCGCAUGACAGUCGGCAGUCCCACCAUUGACACGCUCGAUGGCUCAAAACCCGGCCUCCGAUACACCUGCCUCCAAACAAUCCUAACCCGCGGCUUCGAGACCCCUGACUUCCCCGACAAGCCCUGCCCCGCGGGCAUCAUGGCGAUCCACCACUUCCCCGCCUGCUGGGACGGCAAGAACCUCGACAGUCCGGACCACCAAUCCCACAUGUACAGCACCACCAAGGGCGGUUUCCGCGAAGCUGGGCCCUGCCCCGCCUCCCACCCUGUCCGCAUGCCGCAGCUCGCGUACGAAACGAUGUGGAAUACUACGGCGUUCAAGGAUAUGUGGCCGAAGGAUGGCUCGCAGCCGUUUCUGUGGAGUUAUAUGGAUAGUAAGGGAUACGGGACGCAUGCAGAUUACGUGUUUGGGUGGAAGGGGGACAGUUUGCAGAGGGCGAUGAAUGACAGUUGUAUGUUCCAUAAGUGUGGGAGUCCGGGGAUGCAGGGUGUGCUGAAGACGCAGACGGUGGCGGAGAUGAAUAAGUGUGCGGUGCAGAAUACGGUAGAAGAGAAUACGGAGGGGUGGCUGGAUGAGCUACCAGGGCAGAAGAUGGGAAUGGCCUUUAGGGCGUGA
Trematosphaeria pertusa is the source of this 876-nucleotide messenger RNA. RefSeq lists its product as uncharacterized. Bases 1 to 876 code for a protein of 291 amino acids. The record is from RefSeq and is a predicted model, not a curated record. NCBI's taxonomy places the organism in Eukaryota, Fungi, Ascomycota, Dothideomycetes, Pleosporales, Trematosphaeriaceae. The transcript is spliced from 3 exons.